AUGAGACGCUGGUCAUCGAUACUCCAGAUGUGGCUGCCGCAGAACAGACGUAAAGAUGGGCGGUUGCCAAAAGGCAACGAAAGCCAAGAGGCGUCUGCUGUCGUCCCCGCGGCGCUGUGGCAGGUCGCCGACAAGCCCACGCUGCCGACAAUGAUCGAGAUUCCGGGCCGUCAGCGUGCUCUUCUGCUGCACGGCACAAAGCAGCCCUAUCAAGCCACAGAGGAUCAUGCCAUCCCCGAGCUGCGGGGGGAACAUGAGGUCCUGGUGAAGACUCAUGUGAUCGGGCUCAAUCCAAUUGACUGGAAAUCACCAGACUAUGGAUUCGGUAUUCCAGAACUGCCCUUUAUCUCUGGCCGUGAAUCAGCCGGCACCGUUGUCAAAGUCCAUGACGCACAGUCCCGGUUUAAGCUCGGCGACAAGGUGCUCGUCAUCUCCACAGAUUAUCGAGAUCUGCGCAAGGCUACAUACCAGGAGUAUGUCGUCGCCGCUGACUUCAACCUCGCUCAGAUACCGCCCCAGCUCAGCUUCGAACAAGGCGCUACCCUGGGUGUUGCCUUCGCUGCUGCCGUUCUGGCCCUCGGAAUUUGCAUGGGCGUUGACUUCACCAAGGCCCUGGACGGGCCAGAUUUGUGGACACUCGUCCGAAAGGUGCCAGAGAACGCACUACCGAGCGACAUCCGCGACGAAUGCCUCCACGGCAUCAACGAGGAUGAGCGACCUGUGGCCGGUGAUUGGAUAGCCGUAUGGGGUGCCUCUUCGACGUCAGCUAUGCUGGCUGUCCAGUUAGCACGGCUGGCGGGCCUGCGCGUCAUCUCCAUUGUCGACAAGGCCAAGCAUGGCCUGCGCCUAUCAGAAGACCCCAACCUGCGGCCCGACAUUCUCGUGGACAGUCACGACCCAGUUCGGGCAGUGCAGAUCAUCCGGGGCAACCUUCCCCAUGGUCAGCUGCGCUUCGGCCUCGAUACACGCGGCCGUGAAUCCGCCGAGGCCCUCCUCGAAGCUCUGCGUCCCGACUACACCACCAAGGCCGCUGUCUUGCCCCCAGGAACACCUCCAUCUACGCCGCCAGCUGAGACGGGAAGCUCGGCACAUCUUGUCGGCCUCACUGGGCUGCCCAAGAUUGCACGGCCCAAUGGUGUCGUGUACCACAACGUGCCCAUCAAGCUCUUCCACGAGGUGCCGGAGGUGGGCGGGAAGCUUGUCGUCUGGCUUGAGCGGCUACUCGCAGAAGGAGCUUUGGUACCACCUCGAAUCGUUGACGUGCAGGAUGGUCUGCAUACCGUGAACGACGGCCUGGACAGGAUGCGCAAAGGCGAGAUCCGAGGAGGGAAGCUUGUAGUGAAGGUGAACUAG
Grosmannia clavigera kw1407 is the source of this 1353-nucleotide messenger RNA. RefSeq names its product zinc-binding dehydrogenase. Lineage: Eukaryota; Fungi; Ascomycota; Sordariomycetes; Ophiostomatales; Ophiostomataceae. Gene Ontology annotation, molecular function: oxidoreductase activity, acting on NAD(P)H. The transcript is spliced from 3 exons. The record is from RefSeq and is a predicted model, not a curated record. The coding region runs from base 1 to 1353 and encodes 450 amino acids.